Drosophila subobscura is the source of this 15967-nucleotide messenger RNA. Its product is annotated as solute carrier family 23 member 1-like. NCBI's taxonomy places the organism in Eukaryota, Metazoa, Arthropoda, Insecta, Diptera, Drosophilidae. Gene Ontology annotation, molecular function: transmembrane transporter activity; ubiquitin conjugating enzyme activity; cysteine-type endopeptidase inhibitor activity. The transcript has 31 exons. Gene Ontology annotation, cellular component: nucleus; membrane. Gene Ontology annotation, biological process: regulation of cytokinesis; transmembrane transport; negative regulation of apoptotic process. The record is from RefSeq and is a predicted model, not a curated record. The coding region runs from base 147 to 15362 and encodes 5071 amino acids.
UCGACAGCCCCAUCAUCGAACACAGCAGCAGAUUUGGUCCGAGCAAAAGUAAUUGUGAAAAAUUCCAAAGUUGAAACCAGAAAAAAAUAAACCCAAAGUGCGUGGCCAACAGCGGUUGCUCGCGUGCCAACAGUUACAGCAACAGCAUGGCCACCGAGCAGCGUGUUCUAAAGCAGGACGGGUACUUGGAUGUGGGCGACAAUAGCGGAGCACCCGCUCGUCCCUUCGAGAUGCGCAACAUCGUCUACCAUCCGCAAUUGAAUGUGCUGCUGUUGUUCGGCUGCAAUAAUGUUGUGAAGGUUCUGGAUGUCAAUUCUGGAGUUGUAUUGCAGACCUAUAAAUUGAGUACAAAUGGCGAGAGCGUCGUUCAUGGUCGUUACAUGCCCUUGCAAGAUAAAAUCUUGUUCUGGGAUGGCCACAAUGUGGGCUUGCGCGGCGACUACAACGGCGUACUGCUACUGGAUACCAUAUUGCAGGCGCCAAUUGGCCAGAACGACGACUACAUUAAGCUGGAGAUCAUAUUGUCCGAGGCGAUCAUCUUUCAGCACUGCAUAAACGAAUUGGAGAGCGAGGGUCUCGAGUGUCCCUGCGACAUAAGCAACGAGCUUACCCAGAAGAUAAACAAAGCCCAACUAAAUGCCAAGAAGGGCAUCAAGGCUCAGCGGUGGAAUACAAUAUGCCUGGAGGUGCCCUAUUCCAGCAUGAAGCUGGUGGCCAACAACGUGGUCAUCCUGCUGAAGCGUCUGGAGCGUCACAUUCCAGUGCUGGCCAUAGCAUCCGCCAUCAAUGAGCGCCUCACAGACAUGAUGAUGGGGUCGCGUGUGCCCGAUUUUGGCUGGAAUUUUAGCAACUUCAAGCGCGUGCUCAUGCACUCUGAGGCCGUGCGACGCCAGACAUUCGAGAAGUGGCCCCACAUGGACUACAAGUGGGCGCUGCCAGAUCAAAUGGCACAGGCCGGCUUCUACCAUCAGCCGUCGUCCUCUGGCGAGGAUCGUGCCAUGUGCUUUACGUGCAAUGUCUGCCUGGUUUGCUGGGAGAAGACCGACGAGCCCUGGAGCGAGCAUGAGCGUCAUUCGCCCAUCUGUCCGUUUGUCAAGGGCGAGUAUACGCAGAAUGUACCCCUGUCCAUCACGUAUGCCACCAGUCCGGCCCUGUCGGCGCCAGGCCUCGGCUUCGACAUCAUCUCCAACAGCGACUAUGCCAAUGUGCUGUGCACCAGCUGCUCGCAGACGGGCGAGCUGAGCGUCUGGAGCAUCGAGCGCCAUCUGAGGCUAAUGUACAGCUUCCACGUGCCGACCUUGCUCAAGGAUGUGUUCGAGGAGAGCUUCGAGUGGGCCCGCGUGACGGCCAUCUGCGUUCUGCCCAAUGCCCGAGCACGCACCAAGGUCAACUACGUCUAUUCCGCUGCCAACUAUGGAGGCUCUGGCAGCGGCAGUGGUGGCGGCAGUUCACAUGCUGGCUCCAAUCAGACCAGCGGCAAAUUUGGCAGCGUUAAUGCCCAGCACAUAACCUCCACAUCAACGCUGCGCGCAGGCGUGGUGGGAUCCAAGAUUGUGCUGGGCGUCAGUGUGCGCCAGAGCAGCGGCGAGGUGGCCCUACGCAUGGUGGUGCUGAAUAUUGUGGAGGUGGAUCGCCAGAGUGAGACAUCGGCCAGCGUGAGCAACGACAGUGGCAGCGUCUCGAGCGUUGGGGGAAAUCUCAAGAAAACCUCGUCACAGAUCGGCACAAGUACCACAUCUUCGAGCGAAGCCAAUGGCGGCGGUUGUGGAAUGGUUACCCAAGUGAAUCUCGAGUCGAAGGACGAUGACAACAAGGCAAUGACGCCGUAUGAGAAAUUUGCCGAUGGCUUUGACAGUAAUGGCUUUGUGUCCGCUUUGAUGACGUACAACAAGAACAACGGUGCCAGCCAGCAUGCGGACGAUGCCUCUGUGUUGUAUGACUUUGAUCUGUGCACGUUGUCGCAGAUAUUGGACCAUAAUCUGGAGGAUCCACUGGGCGGUCUGAUGGUCACCUCGAAUACCGUCAAUGUGGGCAGUAUUCCCGCCAUGGGCAACGACAUGGACAAACUUGUCGACGAUGCCGAGAUGACACAUCAGAAUAUUAACAACAACAACAACAACAAUAAUAAUAAUAACAACAACAACGAUGGCAACUCCUUGGGCGGCAGCACAAACAACAACAAUAACAACAAUAAUAAUAAUAAUAUAAUGUUAAACGGAAGCAACAGCAGCAGCGACAAGUUGGCGGCCAGCGAGGAGAUCGACUGUGUGGUGGAGAGCUGGACCAGCGUGAAGCGUAUGAAUGCCCUGGAUGGGGGGGCGGUAAGCGGCGAGAACGGUGCCGUGCCCAGUGCGGCCCAAGAGAUUGUGGAGAUAGCCGAGAUAAUGCCAUCAACUCCGAAAUGCAAUCAGCUGCUGGUUAAAUUGCUGCGCACCAAGGCACCAGAAACGGAGGGCAGUAAGAUCAUCAUGGCCACCGUGGCCAAGGAGGAUGAGGAGGAGGAACAGGAGGCAGAUGAAUGCAUGGAUACGGACAACAAUGCCGAGUGCAGUGUGGCUGCUCAGCUUUUACUCUUCGACUACGAUGACACGCAGAUAUCGCACGACUAUACCCUAGCCAUGACCUUCAGCCGGGCCAAGUGCCCCAAGCAGCUGUGCGUUCUGCCCCACUUCAACACCUCACCGGAGCACAAGGAGAUGGGCGCCAUUUGUGUGGUGUGUGCCGAUGGCAGCGUUGAAAUAUAUUCGCUAGCCGACUUCCAGACCACCACCGUCAUCGAACAGGAGGGGGAACACUUUGAGUCUGUCGUCUACUGCCGCAACAUGGACAGACUCUGCUGUUGCUCCCGCCAAGGCGGUUUGCUCUUCUACUCGUUAAAUGAGGGCGACAACGAUUCCGGAGAUGAGCUGCUCGAGCUGGAGGAUGAGUGCGGCACUACCCUAACGCAGACAACGCAGGCAGGGGAGCUGAGUGUCACAGACGGCACUGGUCGCACCAUGGCGGUGGGUCACGAGCAGGAUGGCAGGCUGUUGACAGCGAAUGAUAGCAUAAGUGUUGAUGUGGGCACUGAGGGCACGGGGGCCUCCACAUCAGGAGCAGCCGCCACACACCAAACGGUUCAGACAUCGCCGUCGGCUCAGUCGAUGGGCUCGAGCAAUGCCAAUUUCCUGGCCUACAAAACCACCGAUCUGACGCUCGAUGACCUACGAAUGUUCCAUGCCCUUACACAGUUCGAUGACAAGCUGACGCUCUACUCUGCCGAAGUGCCCAGCUGCUGGAAUGAUCUAGGUCAAGUGCAAAAGCAGCGCAAGCAAUCGCAGAACAUGCGACAUGGCGGCGAUGAGCGUGACUACACUCGCACUUGGCGCCUGCACAACGAUGCUACCACGUGGGAUGAGCAUAUCAUUGAACUGAAUUUGGCACAGCCCGUAUCCCUGGGUCACAUUGAUCUGAAGUUUACGGUUUACCAGCAAUGCUCCAAUCCGGCUGCCAUACAAGUCACCCUGCUCAAGCAGAAUACCAAUGGCUUUGGCUAUCGCAUGAAGGGACCCCAUGCCAGCUACAAGCCGAACGUCAUUGACGACAACAUUGAUCUCUCCUACAUUGCCAAUGAAAAUCCCGUACUCAGCGAGGAAUAUCUACUGGCGCACAACGCAGAGGUACUGGCCGGUCCCAUCGAGCUAUCGUCCUGCAUUGAUGUGUGCGAUCAAGGAGGCACUGCCACGCUGACCUCACCGAAGUUAUUCAAAACUCGUACACGCAACUUUUUGCUGCAUAUCAAGACGGUGACUGAUCCAUCGAAAGAGGGACAGACCAAGACAAGGGCAUCCCCCUCGAGACGGCACAAGCGCCGGCCGCAUUAUAUAGAGGUGUUGGUUAGUCAAGAUAAAUCGAAUAUGCACUCGAAUCCGAAUUUUCCUACCUUUCCGAGUAAUGGGAGUGCACACUUAGACAAGCAAAAAUCUCAGAAAGCUCAUAACAAAAAACACCAAUUCAAGAAACUCUUUAAAGAUGGCUUUACCCUCGUAAAUUUGGACAUGUCAAAAGUAAAAUUAGGCAAAGUAGCAAUGCAAACAUUACCAGAGCUCCUGCCCGCUACAGAUGGUCCGUCUCCUACUCCGUUCGCUGGGGGACUGAGUAGGGAAGGCUGCGACUGGCUGCAUGAGAUCUCCAUUAGUGUGAGGGCUGUCAAGUCGCAGAGCCGCAUCAACAAUUCGAGGAUGCAGCGCAUUGCCAUGCUGGAGAGCAAUGUCCUUAUGGAGCAGCUGCUACGCAUUGCCAGCGAUUCGGGAUCCACGCCGCUGACCAAAAACUUGGCCCUCGACAUUCUCAAUUGGAUAUGCUUCAUUCGCCUGAACCGUUUCCGUUCGCCGAAAUCCGAGCGGCUAAAGGAUCAGAUUAACAAGCAGACGGCAGCCAAUAUUCCCGAUCUGCUGGCCCAGCAGUUCGAGUGCAUUUCCCUGGCCGAGAAGCAUAUUGAGCAGUUGAUGCGCAACUGCAUCAUCUACAGCGAGCGUAGCACGGCCCACAAGUGCUCCAAGCUGAUAAUAAUGCUUACAGAGGGCGUGACCAAUCUGCCCACGGAGCUGCAACUCGUCACCACGCUGGACUAUGCCAUUAAGGAGGCUAUCACAAACACCUUCCAUGAGCUGCCUCGCGCACACACCGGCAGUGUUGUGCGCUGGUACACGAUGCUCACGUGCGCCACAUCUACGGCCGAGUCAAACAACAGCAUAUCGGAGCAGGCCAUCAAUUUGCUCAAGGAAAUUGCCGGCGAAAUAGACAAGCGCUGGGAUCCCUGCUGCGCCUUGCUAAGCACACGCUUUGGUCUCUAUGGCUUCCCAUUUGAGCCAGAGAUAUUUGAUUUUGAUUUCCCCAAUCUCAAUCGCCAUGGCGCCAGCUCCUCCGUGGGAUCCCUGACGAAUGUGAUACGCAGCAAUUCGACAAUUCUGCCCGUGACGGCACUGGACAUCAAGCGUUUGAGUUCAAUUGAUGGCGUGGACUUCCGCACGUUUCCCUAUCUGAUACGAGGCAAGAGCAUUAGCAAUCAGCUGCGCGGCCUUCUGGAAGUGGUCCAAUUGCAUUUUAAUUGUGUGCAAACAUCGGAGGCCACUCGCAUCGACAACUUCGACAGUGUGGGUGGGACAGCGGCCGCUAGUCUAGUGAUUGAGGAUGUGCUGAUACCCAAGCUGUUGGUGGCCAAGGACAAGAAUGACGAUGUGUUGAACGAUCUGGUCAACGAUGUGGAGUCUAUGGUGGAGGAAAUCACGGACAAGGAGGGGAAGAUCGAUUUUGAUUCGUUUGGCUUGGUCAAUGGCUUCAAAGACAAGUCUGUCUCUUCGCUCACCGACCUGGAGCAUGCCCUCAAGGAGGAGGUUAAGAACGAGAAGGCUGACAUUAUGGACAAGGUGAAGCUGUCUCAGUUUCUCCACCCACUCUCCCUGUUCGAUAACUACAUUCUCAAGAAGCAUCAGCAUGCCAUGGAUGCUUCGAGCAAGCUGGAUAACUGGGAAAUGACUCCGACAUGCAAAGCUCAGUUGGCUUUGGAGACCUUGAAGCCGUUUGGUGGGAUGUUGCCUAUACAGUCAGUGACUCAGGCGGCAGCAGCAGCAGUGACACCAGCAGCAACACCACCACAGCAGGCCGGAGUCGGAACAGGGGGAGCUGGCGACAGCACUGUCGUUCUCGAUGAUGCUGCCGAAUGCGAAAAGAUUAUGGAAAAUCUAAGCGCAAAUCCGUGCCAGCCGAUCGCCUGGCACAAACUGAUCACGCCGCCGCCCAAACAAAUGAUCAUCAUCGAUCGCAUGCACUCUGGCGCAAGGCGGUUUGUGGUGCUGGACUUUGGCCAGCACAUCCUGCUCACAGAUGUAGUGAUACCCUCCUGCGACGAGCUCACGUCCCUGACCAUCGACAUCUGGUGCUUUGACGAGGAGACAGAUUGCACGCGUCUCGUCCAGGUGGCGGAUAUCCAGACCAAGACUUUGGUGCUAAGCGAUAUACAGCCGCCGCCGAUCUGUCGCUUCAUGAAGGUGACGAUCAUUGGGCGCAUCGGGAUGUCGUCCACCAAGUGCAAGGUGCCGUUGGGCCGAUUCUUUGGCCAUCCCGUUGUGCUCGAGCACGACGGCUAUGGUGAUCAGUUGAUGCGCUUCAUCAAGCAGCCCACGCAAAAUCUGCAGGCGCAGCUCAAGUCGCUGAAUGCUCUCUACGAGGAUGUGCACUGUCGCUACAGCUUGGCCAGCUCGAAGCUGAUGGAUGUCCUCGCGCCCAUGCGCCACAGCGAGCUCUCCAACGUGGCCCAUCUGCAGGCGUUCAUUAACAAGCAGCGCGACGAGGAGCUUGGUCAUGUGGACAACAGCAACAAGGUUGUGUCCCUCUACGACGAGUGCAUGCUGCUCCAGUAUCAGAUCAAUGUAAUCAGGAAUGUGGUGCUGCGUCUGGAGCGAGCCGUCAACCCCCAUGUGGUGUGCACACCACCUCCCAGAACGGGUCCGCUCACAGAGGAAACGCUGCGCGCCGCCUCGCAGGACAAACUUCGUGUCCUUAGCCUCACCUUGGUGGAGGUGCUGCUGCACUUCUCCAUCGAGUAUGGCAUCAAGAACAUCCUGCCCGUCUAUCAGCGCUUCAAUGCGGCCACAGCCAAGGCUCUGUUCAAUUCGCUGGUGGUCUAUGGCGAUGCCCAGCUGCAGCUGGCCACCUGCUCCCUUCUGGUUGUCAUGUGCUGCUUCCAGCCAUGGUGGGGCGACUUCCUGGCCGACACCUUUUGCAGCCUGUUUUCGGCACAGAACUGCAAGGCCUUUCCCCAGGAUCGCAUAUUCUUCCUGCUGACGUAUCUGGGACGCCGCAGCAUUGCCAUGGGUGCCUGUCGUUCGAUUGUGAUUGAUGCCGUGCUCAAGACACUCUUAAAGCUGCUGGCUCCCAUUUCGCCGCAUUACAAAUUCCAGUCGGAGCAGCCGAGCACCUCGGCCAGUGCCUCAGAGCGUAGCGCCACCAUGGGCAGCACAUCGGAUCUGCAGCUGAUCACUUGGCUGCUCCUCUUCCUCUCUGUGUGCCUGGACGACAAUGAGCGCAAGGAUAAAUCUGCCGCUCGAUGGGAUUUCAUGAGCUGCGAAAGCGACUUCACCAAGUCAAGGCCCAGCAAUGUGCCAAAUAGCAAACAGUUGCGCUGCUUCAAGAAGCGCAUUAUCCAACAGAGCAAGUACUCUGUUCAGCCCUACACAGAUUGGGGCAAGAAGAUAUACAUGAUCCAAAAUGAGGUAAUGACAAAUCAUCCUGGCAUAUUUAUGGAGCUGUCCACAAAAGCCAAGAGCAGUGGAGCCACCAAAACCUCAACAGCAGCCAAUAAGAUCUCUAUGGCUGCGGCAAGCAUGUUUAUGCCGAGUGGCGGUGGUCUGCCCAGUGGCAGCAGCGCCACGAAGACAGCGGCCACUUCCACGUCUUCGCCCAAGCAUGCGGAAGGAGCCGCAGGAGGCUCCACUGGCGGCGAGACUGAACGGGACAGUAACUUUGACAAGGGCCUAAAGACGUUGCGCAUGGCGAACAUUAAGGUCGUCAUUCGUGGAUUGUUUGCACUGCUGCUGGAGAUGGACUUUGACUGUAAUAUGGAUCAGUUUCUGCUGACCUGCAAGGUGAUUGCUCGCCUUGUGGCCGCCUGCCGUCCCUCAGUACAGCUGUGCAAGAUUGUAACAACUGCGCAGCUGGAGCAGCUCGUUCGGCUGGCCGUGUGGAACGAUCAGCAGCAGCCGUGGGCUGUACAUGCCAUUACAUGUCUGCUGCAGGAUCUCCUCGAUGCGGACAAGCAGUACAGGGAUAGCGAUGUGACGCCCACCAACGAUGCGCCGCCACGGCCCAUGCUAGAGCCAGAGGUGCAUGAAGUGCGCGAUCUUUUCAGUGAUUUUACAUCAUCGUCUUCCUCAUGCUCCGAGGCACAGUUCGAGAUGCUAAUGCCGACAGCUCGAGAGUUUUAUCAGGAGGCUGUUAAAUACAACUACUUGCCCUCCUUAAUUGAAUGUGAUGAUGCGGAAUUUGACGAUAUGCUCAAUGACAUUGACAUGAUCGAGCGCACAAAGCCCGUGACCAAGAAGGAGAGCAAUGCGCUCUGCAAGAGCACCUUUAACUUUUUCUGCAAGUCCAUUUCGGUGGCAUUGGACUCGCGGCUGGAUGUGGGCUUGGAGCUGCAUGUGGAAACGCAGCUGCGACGCCUCACCAAUCGCACGUCGUUGGAUCUGUACGCCUCCCUGCCGCAGGUACUGACCAACGAGUUUGUUUCGCCACCGCCCGAGGCGGCCCCCUGGCCAGAGUAUUUGACACAGCUGUGGUCCGGAUCGGAGUACAAUGGCCGCAACACCUAUGUGAUGUUCAAGAAUGUAUUCGACUCGAUACUGGCCGAUCUGCACUACGAGGACACGUGGGUGCACUUGGAGCAGGUGCUGCAGAUGUGGCUGACGCUCAAUUGCGAGCUGGCCGAGAAGCCCUACACCACGGGCAUCUCCCAGACGGACGUGCCCAAGAUACCGUUUGGGGCCAAUGCGGUCCAAGGACUGCUACUGGCCCUAGCCUGGCACAAUGACAUUAAGCUGCGCACGUGGUGCUUGGGUUUCCAGUGUCUGCUGCUCGCCUGCAAUUCCCAGCCCAUUGGCGAUGAUGUCGACUGCACGCGCAUCAAUGAGGUGAUUGUGAACGAUGAGAACUUUGAGAAGAUGCUGCUGCGUUUCUUCUCCGGCUACGGCAUGAGCUCAUCCAUAAUCACGAAUCGUUGUGCUGGACCCACCAUCUGCAAGCAUCUGCAUGAGCUUCUGCUCUGGCUGCAUGGCAAGACCGAGAGCAGUGGCAUUCCAUGCAAGCGUCAGCUUAAGGACAUCCUGCUACAUGUUGUGCUGCAACUGGUGCAACCCGGAGGUGCCAUUAGCAACCAGCAGGGACCCAUUGAUGCCCAGAAUCAGCUGGUGCGCGAUUUGCUCAUGAUGCCCAACGACAAGGGAGAUCUCAACAUAGCCCUCAAGAUCACCGAAAGUGUUUCUUUCCUGGUCUUCAACAACAUUUCCAAUGGCGAGAAGCUGCAGUGCCAGCGUGGCAACGAGACCAACAAUCCGGGCAACAACUUUAGUAAUCUGUUUGCCAAUGUCCUGGGCUCAGACAAUCCCAUCAAGCAGAAUGCAACGAUCUGCGACAACUCGCUGAUCAUAAAUCUGCUACGCUUAUCCUCGCACAUGGUGCUCACGGAAAUGCCCAGGCAACCAAGCGAGGUUACCAUUCCGGAGGAGGAAGAGCUGUCAAAUGAAAGCCAGACGGAUGAAACCAAGGCAGAGCAACUGAACACGGAAGGGCAUCGCAGCAAAGUGCCCUGCAUAGCCGAUUGGGUUCUGCGUCAAUUCCCUACGAUGAAGCGACUCUUUGGCACGCUCUCCCAGUGCUCCACGAGUACGUUCACGAUGAUGUCCUCUGGUGGAUUUCUGCUGCUCAAAUCGAACACUGUACUCGAUGAUCCCCAUACCAUUGCCGAUGCCGUCUUCAGCCUGAUGAUAACACUCAGCGACAAGGCCUCUAAUCCACGUCUGGUAGUGGCACCAAUUUGCCAAUACCUCGAAGAGACUACCAUACAGCGGAAUGCAACGCUGCCGCGUCUGCCGCUAUCGGAGCCCUUCCUGUGGUACAUAUCCAAGGUGCUGGAGGUGACAGCAGCCGUGCAGACCUUCACACAGCUGGGCGGCAUACACAUUAUCUGCCACAACUUGGUGCGGCUCAAUAAGACGAUAAUCAACAUGCAGCCAGGAUUGAUCUCGCUGAUUAUGCAGCACAUGACGCGCAAUACACGCCUCAAGCUGAACACCCACAUGGCCGCCAGCAGUGCUUGCAAGAAGACCACCACCAGCACGGGCGCCACAUCGGCGCCAGUGACACAGCAUCCACCGCGAAGCGGUGCCCAGUACGAUGGUCUCAUCAAUUUUGCCCCCUUCUCGCACAUUGUGUCCGAGAAUGAUGCGGCCCAAAGUGCCGAGGUGCUCAUAUCAAAUCCCAAUGCGACGCAUCGGCGUCCGCGUUCCCCGGCCUGGAGCUACAUGUUCUACCCUAAUGAGACGCAUGUUGACCUGACCAUCACGCUGCCCACGGCGAUUCUGCUGAAGGAAGUACAGCUGGUGCCGCACACCUCAAAUCUGGCCUCCUGCCCCUCGGCCGUGGCCCUCGAACUGUCGCGAGACUAUGGCGUGGGCUCCAUCCCAAUUGGUGCGCCCAUGGCCACCACGGGACUCACCUGCAUUCGCCUCAAGUUGUCCAAGGCGGAGGUGGCCACCAGCAUUGUGAUCAGACUGUACAAACCCAAGGAUUGUGGGAAUGUGGGUCUCGUGCAGAUUGCCGUGCUCGGCCAGACAAUAUUCGGAAAUCGCAUGCAGGGUCUACGCUCCCAGGGUCCGUUCAUGGACUCGCUGACAUCGUGCUCGUCGCCGCUUCAAACGGCUGCCAUGUCAACCAUAGAUGCCGAUGCCAUGCCGGAGGAUGAUGCAUUUGCCAAGACCAGCAUUGGCUGGGUGCGCAUCCUAUCGCGAUGCUUCCAUGUGGCCGCUCUGCAGCCCGAUACCAAGCUGGCCGACCUGAUUGCCGCUUAUCCGGCAGCCUAUCCCGGCUUCCUGGAGGCCUGCUGCUCGCUGCUGAACAUCAUGCCAAUGAUACCGAGCCUGGCCCAGCAGCAUCUGGAGACAAUAUUGCUCAAGCUGGGGGCCUACAAUCACGAGCUCAGUCUACAGCUGUUGCGAACGCUGCUGUGGCACACAACGCCCCAGGUCUUUAAGCUUUCCAGCGAUGCUGUCUGCGAUCUCAUCCACGAAGUGGUCACUGGCUCCGCGGAGCAUCUGGUAGACAAGCUGCGCGUGCUCAUCGACUGGAUCAUGCAGUUGCACGACAACUACAGCAAGCAGGCGCGCUGCAAUAACCCUCAGAGUGGAUUCGUCAAGGUGAUUGCCUCGAUCCUGUGGCGGGUGCAGGUCCAGUAUCAGCUGCCAGAACUGCCGCAGCUUGUGUCCUCGUCGCUGUUUGAGACCUGCUUCGAAUGGGUGUCAGUCCUGGAGCAAGAUGAACCCCUCAAGAGCAGCUUUGAUUCGCUGCUCUGUGCGUUGUGUUUCAUCAAGCCGGAGCUGUUCAAUCAGCUGCUCGUCAAGCUGGGAGUGAAGCUGGAGCCGCCGGCUCGUGGUCAGACCGAUGACAGCAAGGUGCAGAGCGGCAGCGCCUGGUUCCGUCGCGAGGGCAGUGAGAAUCUUACGGUUCUCCUCGAACGUCCCACAUUCCUGAAAACUCUGGCCCUCGCCUGCCAGUCCCCGGCGGCUGUCUACCAAAUGCUGGACUCUGGCCUGCCCAAGCUGCUGGCCCACGCCGUCUACGAGUACUGCACUCACCUGCUGGCUGGCUUGGAGCAGCAAGAAGCUCCUCCCACAGCUUCAGCUCCAGCUCCAGCUGCAGCUCAGGCAGCGGCACCAACUGAUGGCCAGCAGGGCUCGUCCCUCACCGACUUUGACAAGGCAGAGGCGCCCCCAAGUGCCAACCACAACAACCCCAACACUCCGCUUCUGAACAGCUCGGUUGUGCCCAAAGUGCUGGACUUCUUUGCCGAGUGCUGCGCGGAGGGACCCAUGCGCAACUGGCUGGGCACAAUGCAGGGCUCUGUGUUCUGGAAGCCACUGCUGCAGCUCCUGUGCCACACGCACUCUUCGCAGUUCAGCAAGACGCUGCCCAUGCAGCAGUCGUUCAUUCGUUUGGAGCGCUCCACCAUUAACUUCCUGACGCGCGUUAGUGCCUGCCAUCCCGAGAACCAGGAAGUGCUCACCUCCCUGCUCAUCGGUGCCAUCAUCUGCAAGCCGCUGCGGACUGUGCACGGCACUCGCCCCACCAUUUCUGGCUUCACGCGGCAAUUGGUGUUGCAGCUGCUGCUGGAGAACGAGCACAUCACCGUUGCCGUUCGCAGCCAGCAUCCGCUGCAGCGGCGGGACACUCUAUCCACCAUUAUGAGUGGUGGUGGAAGUGGAUCUGGGUCUACGGCUUCGAACUGCGGCACCAGCACCAGCCUGCCGGUGGCGGCUGUCAACAAUCAUCCGGCCAAGCGCAGCAGUGCCCACGACAUGCACUUCAAUGUGACCACCAGCACAACCUGCCAGGAGAUUCUCAUGAAUUGCGUCAGCGUGUAUAGUAACUUAGUGUACAAACCACCAACAGAUCCGCGCGCUGGCGAGCCCACAGGCAGUGGCAGUACCACAGGUGCCGCAGGAGCUGCUGGCAAAUUCAUCAAUCCCAAACAGGACAAGAACUGGGACAAGAAUUGUUAUAUCAACCUGAGCAAUGUGGACCUGAGCAGCCUCGAGUUCCUUAGCGUGGGUGCCGCUGUGGCGGCCAAGGAUAAGCGCAUCAAGGAUGCCAAGAACCUAUUGGCCGUUAACAAGGACAAGGAAACGCAGACAACCAGCGCGGCUUCCAAUGUAUUCAAUGUUGAGGAGUUUCUGCUGCAAUCGAAUGUGGCCAAGAAAAAUCAGCUGGUCGUUGCGGACUAUCCCAACAUAGUGCUCUCCGGUGAUGCCACAAUAUCCCAGGUGCUGGCCACACUGGAGGCUGCCGGCCACUCGCUGGCCAUACCGUGUCUGACACUGGAUCUGGUGCCGCUGCAGCACGGAGAUGAGACCAUCGAUGACAAGAAGACAAAGGCAGCCUGCACAGAGCCGCUGCCAUCGCCACUGCAACGAUUCUCCAGCAGUGGUGGCCUGUCCCUGUUGGCUCACUAUCUGCCCACGGUGUAUCCGGAGCACUCGGGACGCAAGGCGGUAAUGGUGGUCACCGAAAAGGAAAAGAGUCCACCGUUAGCGGACUGGGUGAAGCUGGAGCCAAACGAUGAGAUAUACGAGGAUCUGGAGGACACCAUUUGUGAGCCAGUGGCCAAGCAAACGCCCGUCAGCUCAGUUCCCCAACAUUCGCUGGCCGCCUUUGGACUGUUCCUACGUUUGCCUGCCUAUUCGGAUGUUCUGCUGAGGGACAAGCUGCGGGCCCAGUGCCUGCUGCGUUUGGUGUUGGGUGUUACAGGCGACGGCGAGGGCAAUGACAUCUACGGCCUCUCGUUGGCGCCCUCGCUGCCCACGCUACCGUUUGAGGUAUUCCGCCAGCUGCUGGACACUGUGCCGUUGUCCACCGAUGAUGGCAUGUUGCUCCGCCGCGUGGUAAUCGAGGUGGGGGCCAUGCAUCUAGUGCUCAAUUGUCUGGGCAUAUUUUCGCAUCAGUCGCACAACAACAGAAUUGGAGCACCGAUCAAUCAGCCCUCACCCAGUGGCAGUGGCAGUGCCAGCGCUAGUGCCAGCGCCAGCUUAGGUGGCACAAACACCACGACAACCACAACCACAAACGGAACUUCUUCUGGGGCCAAGAGCAGUGCAGCGGAUGAGCCCACUCCCAGUGGCACCUCGGAUGACAAGAGCCACAUGUAUUGGGCCAAGGGAACCGGCUUCGGAACUGGCUCCACCACACAAUCGUGGAACGUGGAGCAGGCGCUGCUGCGGCAGAAGAGCGAGGAGGAGCAUGUCACCGUGCUGCUGCUCGUGCUGGCCAGCUACAUCAAUCCGGGCGACUGCAUACCCAGCGACAUGUGCGGCGAGGACAUACUCGCCUAUCACGAUGUGCGCGAUGUGACCGGGGAGCUGCCCGCCCUGUUCCAGACCCUGCUGCAGCAGUCGUGUCUGAUUCCUGCCCUGAGUUCGUAUCUGCGCAAUGAUUCCGUGCUGGACAUAACUCGACACAUUCCCCUGUAUCGUGCCAUACUGAAGCUGCUGCGGGCCCUCUCGCUGUCCAAAUCUCUCGUGUCGCUGCUCCAGCCGGCGCCAAGCGCCUGCGGCGAGGGCACACCACCGAUUGCGGAGCUGCUGACGAACAUGAAGACCUGCGUAGACACCUAUGCCAAGCGUUUAAAAGUCAACAAGAAGUCGAACAUCAAGGGCCAGACCCAGCCAUUGACAUUCAACAUUGACGAUGGCGAUGACGAGGGACUGGCGCUGCUCAUACCGGACAUACAGGAGACGAGUGUGCUGGUGCAGAAGACCACCGAUGCCGAUGCUCUCAUCAACAUGCAGAGCACCAACGUGGAUGGCAGUGGCCAGCUGGAACGUCCCCUAAGCAAGUCGAUCGAGCAGCGUUAUCUGGAGCUAAUGAAGAAGCGGCAGUUCGACACGUUCGACAUGAUUGUGGAGUCGGAGAACAAUAGCUUUCGAUUUGUGGUGUCGCAUCAUUUUGAGAAAAUGGUGCGACUGGCAGGCGAUCGCUAUCAUCCGUCGCGUGUGAAGCGGCUGGCCCAAGAAGCGGUCACACUGUCCACCAGCCUGCCUCUGAGCUAUAGUAGCUCUGUAUUUGUGCGCUGUGAUACGGAUAGAUUGGAUGUCAUGAAGGUGCUCAUUACUGGGCCAUCGGACACACCGUAUGCCAAUGGAUGCUUCGAGUUCGAUGUAUUCUUUCCGCCAGACUAUCCCAAUCUGCCCAUGCUCAUCAAUUUGGAGACCACGGGGCGCCAUUCGGUGCGCUUUAAUCCCAAUCUCUACAACGAUGGCAAAGUGUGUCUGUCUGUGCUGAACACCUGGCAUGGCCGUCCCGAGGAGAAGUGGAAUGCGCAGACCUCCAGUUUCCUGCAGGUGCUCGUCUCCAUCCAGUCGCUGAUCCUAGUCCCAGAGCCGUACUUCAAUGAGCCCGGCUUCGAGCGUAGUCGUGGCACGCCUAGUGGCACCAACUCGUCGCGGGAGUACAAUAGCAACAUCUAUCAGGCCUGCGUACGCUGGGCGAUGCUCGAACAGAUACGCAAUCCGAGUCCCUGCUUCAAAGACGUCAUACACAAACAUUUCUGGAUGAAGCGCGAGGAGGUCUGCACACAGAUCGAGGGUUGGAUUGAGGAGCUUAGUAAGCCGCAGUAUACAGAGCGGGCUAGCCGCACCAUAUCAUUCAACUCUAUGGUUCUGCGUCGACACUAUCGUCAUUUGCGCGAGGAGCUGGCCAAGUUGAAGCCGCCACGCGGUCUGGAAGAUCUGGAUGCGCCUUUCAAUCCUGUUGCCACGCUGCCCCCAAUGGAUGUGUCCACGGCGCCAGCAGCCACAGCCACAGCAAACGCCCAGGUGGGAACGGAUGAUCCUAUAGUUCCGGAAGUGGAUGUAAUGAAGACCGAUGGGGAGGUUUGCAUAUUUGAUCCAGUAUCUGACGAAUUCUUGGGAGUGGCGGGCGAGGAAGGGGUUGAAAUUUUGAGUGAUACCGAGAACGAGAGCAGUGUGUGGCAUGCGAAGGAAGAGGAAGAGGAGGAAGGCGACGCCGAUGCCGACGCUGACGGCGAUGUCGUUGGCGAUGACGAUGGCGAGGAAGAGUAAGAGUAAGAUCUGAUAGCUGCCAAAUGGAAAUGAUAGUGAUGCUCUAGGUUAUGGCAUUUCCCCUGCAGCUGUGCCCCUCCCACCUCUCAAUCUUUUGGCCCUGCCACUGCUCACUGGACACUGGACGACACCUUAAUUUAAACACUAUAAUUUUUGUUUUACGCCAUUAGUUGUUUUAUUUGUAAGAGAGAGACUGCAACAGAACUUGGUGUGCUUUACUUAAAGGAACCGUAAUGAUUAAUGUUAAAAAAGAAAAACAAAAACUAUGAUAAUGAUCUUCAAGAAUAAGCAGAUAAACUUGUAUCCACACACAUCGCCACACACUCGUGCACACAUACACAUGCAGAAGAUACGCACUUCCCCUGGCAUAACCAGAUAGCCAGAUUUCAGUCCACUCCCCUCUGCAUAUGCCUUUGUAUCGGAGAAUAGUGCAUCUACCGCAUACAAUGUACUUUUUAUAAAUGCUUAUACUACAAUACACAAACAGUUCUAUCAAAUUCUAGAAGAAUAUUCAACGGUGUGUUAUAGUAGAACAUAGAAGGACAGUGCGUGCGACUAGCAUUGGAAUUAUCAGCACCCCGACAGCACACAGCACACAACACACA